GGAACACGGAAUAAUAUCUCGGUCUGUACCCCGUGGGAAAAUUCCUCUACCGUGUGAAAAAUCAGACCCCAAAUUUCACCUAGAUGCCACACUUCUUCCCAAUUCACAUUCCAAUUCUUCCGAUUCCCAUUCCAAAUAUCUAGAGAGAGAAAAACAACAGUCAAGAGAUGCUACUCUCCGACUGUACGACUCCCCAACUACUCUCUCUCUCCACAUAUCUAGAGAGAGAGUGAGAGUAUUGGGCAAUGUCCACAUCUCCGGCCACCAACACCACUUCACCGCCACCACCGGCGACGAGCACUACCUCUCCGCCCCCGCCACCACCAACGGCGACGGCGACGACUUCCAAUUCUUCGGCCUCUCCGCCUCCUCCGCCACCUCCGGCAUCCCCUCUGCCGCCGGCGCCGCCGAAUUUGUCGGUGGGGCUUAUAGUUGGGAUAGUUAUUGGAGGCCUCUUAACUCUUGUGCUAUUGGGCCUUGGGUACAUAUGCUUCAGAAAGAGGAAGAGGAGGAGGGAGCAUGAAUACUAUUGCCCACCACCACUUGGGCCCAAAGGUGAUGACCCAUAUGGUGUCCUGCCACAGCAUUGGCAACACAAUACUCCCCAACCGGGGAGUCAUGCAGUCAGAAUGCCUCCGAUACCCUCUCCUCCACAUGUAGUUUUGCCACAACUACCCCGCUCACCGGUGCUUUCUCCUCCUCCAUUAAUAAGCAGCAGUGGAGAUUAUGGGUCUAAUCAUACAGGAGGAGAAAACCCACUCACACCACCUUCCCCUGGGAUGGCUUUAGGUUUCUCGAAGAGCACAUUCACAUAUGAAGAAUUGGCAAUGGCAACAGAUGGCUUUUCAAAGGCCAAUCUCCUUGGACAAGGUGGGUUUGGGUACGUGCACAAGGGCGUCCUUCCAAGUGGGAAAGAAGUUGCAGUUAAACAGCUGAAAGCAGGAAGUGGUCAAGGGGAGCGUGAAUUUCAAGCUGAGGUUGAGAUCAUUAGCAGAGUGCAUCAUAGACAUCUGGUUACACUAGUUGGAUACUGCAUCACUGGGUCCCAAAGAAUGCUUGUUUAUGAGUUUGUUCCUAACAACACAUUGGCAUUUCAUUUACACAGCAAGGGAAGACCUAACAUGGAUUGGCCCACAAGACUGAAAAUUGCUCUAGGGGCUGCAAAAGGACUAGCAUAUUUGCACGAGGACUGUCAUCCUAAGAUCAUACACCGUGACAUCAAGGCGACGAAUAUUCUUCUGGAUUUUAACUUUGAGGCAAAAGUUGCAGAUUUUGGACUUGCAAAGUUUUCUCCUGAUGCCGACACUCAUAUAUCUACCCGGGUGAUGGGAACUUUUGGAUAUCUAGCUCCGGAAUAUGCUUCGUCUGGAAAACUUACAGACAAGUCAGAUGUUUUCUCCUUUGGAGUCAUGCUUCUGGAGUUGAUUACCGGACGACGGCCCUUUGACUAUUCUCAAUCUUCCACGGAGGAUAGCUUGGUAGACUGGGCAAGGCCCUUGCUCACGCGAGCUUUGGAAGCAGGAAAUUUUGAUGCCCUUGUUGAUCACCGGUUACAGAAGGAUUACAACCACAAUGAGAUGGUUCGUAUGGUUUCUUGUGCUGAUUCUUGUGUGAGUCAUUCAGCGCGACAUCGACCACGAAUGAGCCAGGUAGUACGGGCCUUGGAAGGAAACCUAUCUUUGUCUGAUCUUUACGCAGAAAUCAGACCCGGACACAGCACCGCCUAUAGUUCUCAUGGCAGCUCAGACUACGACACAAAUCAGUACAGUGAGGACUUGAAGAAAUUUAAAAAGGUGGCACUGGGAACCCAAGAGUGUGGCAGCAGUGGGCAGAGCGGACCAACUAGUGAGUCUGGAUCACAUCCAUCUGGCUCCAGUAGCGUAGCCCAACAAAGCACUCAAGAAAUGGAGAUGGGAGCGAUGAAGAACGACGAUUGAGGGUUCACUUGAAGCUUGGUUGACAAAAGGAUGUGAGUUUUUUUUCUUGUAUUUGGCAGGCUUUACACAUAGCUAUUCUCUUAUUAUGAUUCUUGAAUCUUAGCUUUGAUUUGUUUGUCCAUAUUUUUUUUGGUUGACAAACUUCAAUAAGCUGUUCAUGGAUUAUGUAAUCUGUAACUAUCCUAGAAUGUCGUGUAAGGUAUAUACACAAUGAACUAGGUGGAACCCAGUGGUGUGGUUCAUUUCAAUCUACCUUGUUUUUACAAGCUUUA
Molecule: messenger RNA, 2209 nt
Organism: Rhododendron vialii
Lineage: Eukaryota; Viridiplantae; Streptophyta; Magnoliopsida; Ericales; Ericaceae
Product: proline-rich receptor-like protein kinase PERK1
Exons: 8
Coding region: 246-1937 (563 amino acids)
Biological process (GO): protein phosphorylation
Molecular function (GO): protein kinase activity; ATP binding
Source: RefSeq, a predicted model, not a curated record